Molecule: messenger RNA, 687 nt
Organism: Leptonychotes weddellii (Weddell seal)
Lineage: Eukaryota; Metazoa; Chordata; Mammalia; Carnivora; Phocidae
Source: RefSeq, a predicted model, not a curated record
AUGAAAGAGAAAAGGAAUAAAAAUGUGGCAGAGAUUGGCAAACAAAAUUCUUUUAUAACUGCACCAUGCCAAAUAAUCUCCAACACUUCUAUACUGCUAAAAAACUACCAUGACAACAGAAUGUUAGUUUUAGCUUUGGAAAAUGAAAAAUCCAAAGUGAAAAAAGCCCAAGAUACCAUCCUCCAACUUAGAAAAGAAUGUUACUACCUCACGUGUCAGCUAUAUGCAUUGAAAGAAAAACUGACUUCACAACAAACAGAAGAAACUUCUCAGAACCAGGAAAUAUGUCCCUCUGGAAUGAACUCCAAUAGUGACAACAACUCUGGGAAUUUAUUUGUGAAGGAUAUAACACAAGUUCCUCUUCAGGAAGCUCACCUUCCAAGACAAGGAGAAUCAUUCCAAAUAGAAGAGCAAAUACCUAUUUCUCAAGAUAGACUGGGAUUUGAUUUGGAUUCAGAUGAAGUACCUAAAACUCACUGCUCACUUCAUUUUAGCCUGAAGGAUAUCACCAAUGUCCCCUUGUAUCCUGUAGUGAAAAUCAGUAAACUUUCUUGUUCUCCAAAAAAGAAAGAAAACCCAGCAGUGUCUCUGCCUAAGCACAGGUGUGCAGUCAGUAUGAAUUACAAGGAACACACACUCGCUUCAAAAUGGAGAAGAGGUAUCAUUUUACAUAUUUAUGUUUCUUGA